Neurospora crassa OR74A is the source of this 1171-nucleotide messenger RNA. RefSeq lists its product as hypothetical. The coding region runs from base 327 to 800 and encodes 157 amino acids. Lineage: Eukaryota; Fungi; Ascomycota; Sordariomycetes; Sordariales; Sordariaceae. The transcript has 3 exons. The record is from RefSeq and is a predicted model, not a curated record.
CGAUGUUAGUACUCCCAGCAUCAUCAUCUCUCAACUAACACGCACACCAAUCGCCCUAAAAAGUUGACCAUCACCAACUAGAACAAUCCACAAUCAACCGCCGACUCACCAGAUUCUCGCAUCACCAGCACUGCGAGCUGCUCGACUGUGUCAUACCAUCUUGGCCUUGCGCUCUUACCUACAUAAAGCGUUCUCGAUCACUGUCCAACUGAAGGCUCACCUGGACAAAAACACUUUGCAUCGACCUCCAACGAAAACACAACAACAAACAAACACUGGGUUCACAGGCGAUUAGCAGCGCCGUGUCACUGAUAUCUCCACCCAAAAUGGCGUUCGGAGCCGGCUUAACGUCGAGCAAAAGCUACCUCUUUUUCUCGACCCUGCACUUUCUAGCCUUUGCUUUGGCUUUGACUGUUUGUGGUCUCUAUGGCGUCGAGUUGGAUCGUGCAAGGAAGGCGGAAAAGUACGCAGAUUCGAAAUGGGUAUUUGCGGUCGUUGUUGGCGGCCUGUCAGCUUUGACCUCCAUUCUGUUCUGCGUCCCGUUCAUCCUCCGGUUUGCCUUCAAAUGGGUGUGGGAUUUUGUCCUCUUUAUUCUUUGGGUCGCCGUCUUCGGCGUCUUCGCGGACAUGUACAUCCAUGAGAAGCCUGAGGGCAACAACGAUAUUCGUCGGAUGAAGCAUGCCGUCUGGGUGGACCUCGUCAACAUGCUUCUCUGGCUCGUCAUCGCCGUUUCUGCAUUGGCCUACUGGUUCAAGCACCGGGAGACUCGAAGUCUGUUUACUUCUCGCGCCAUUGUCUAGAAAGAUAGCUUGACGGUGGGUUUGAAGGACGGGAAUUAAAGUUGGGACAGCAGGUAUUGGAAGGAUACUUAAUCAGGUUGAUACCCAAGGGAUAAGCCACAUGGCGUUAUGGCACCACAUGAUUUUGCUACGGGACUUGUAUUCAUGAAACUGGGUUCGCGCAGUGUGUGGUCUCUGUCGCUCGCAUGUAGACAUUUAUUUCCACCCCCCAGUUCAUUUGAUCUCAAGGUUCUUCCUGGGGUUCGUCACAUGCAUCAUUUUCCAAGUCGGUAGAGAUAGCAAUCAGCUUUAACAGCAGCCAUUACACCUCCCUCCUAUCACCGCCCAAAGCUCAACAAACUUCCACUUUUCCCCAUCCAGGGGUUCGUCUC